This is a messenger RNA of Dioscorea cayenensis subsp. rotundata (Guinea yam), 5408 nucleotides long. Its product is annotated as G-type lectin S-receptor-like serine/threonine-protein kinase At4g27290. Gene Ontology annotation, molecular function: protein serine/threonine kinase activity; ATP binding. Bases 48 to 2540 code for a protein of 830 amino acids. The transcript is spliced from 7 exons. Gene Ontology annotation, biological process: recognition of pollen; protein phosphorylation. NCBI's taxonomy places the organism in Eukaryota, Viridiplantae, Streptophyta, Magnoliopsida, Dioscoreales, Dioscoreaceae. The record is from RefSeq and is a predicted model, not a curated record.
CACCAAAAUUAAUCCAGUAAUUACUACCACAAACAAAGCACAACACCAUGAAAACAAGCACCAUAAUCUCCAUCACAACCUUCUUUCUCUACUAUCUCUUCCAUCCUUGUUUCACAACUGAUACACUCUCUCCAACCCAACCACUAUCUGAAAACCAAACUCUAGUCUCCGCCAGUGGAACCUUCACCUUAGGCUUCUUCACCACUACAAACAUCUCCAACAACCGCUACGUUGGCAUAUGGUAUCACAACCUACCAAUCCAAACAAUAGUCUGGGUUGCCAACCGCCAGCACCCAAUCUCUCAAUCUUCAACCGGAGUUCUAACUCUAACCACCAAUGGAACACUCAUCAUCACUUCCAUACAACAUAACUCCACAACCAUCAUCUGGUCUUCAACUCCACCAACAACAACCAUAAACUUAAACAACAACCCAGUAGCACAACUCCUUGACAAUGGCAACUUUGUAGUCAAGAACCAAUUAACAAAUGAUGUUGUUGCAUGGCAGAGUUUUGACUACCCCACUGACACACUACUUCCGGGCAUGAAACUGGGCUGGGACUUCACCACCGGUUUGAACCACAACCUGACAUCAUGGUCAAGCUCUGGUGAUCCUUCUCCGGGGGACUACUCUGUCGCCAUGGACGUCCGUGGUGAUCCACAGCUUGUAGUUUCAGACCGGUCGGUUCGCAAGUGGCGGUCCGGUCCAUGGACCGGUUUUUCAUUUGAUAGUAUACCGGAAAUGGCGGCUUACACUCGAAACGGGUUCAAUUUUGACUUCGUUAAUAAUAGUACUGGGAUUUACUACAGUUAUGAGGUCUCAAACCGGUCUAUUAUAACCCGGUUGGUUGUGAACCAUACCGGGAAAACCGAGCGGUUUGUUUGGUUGGGUCAGUCCGGGUGGAGUGUGUUCUGGUACACGCCACGGACACAGUGCUCGGGACUUGACUCGUGUGGACCUAAUGGAGUUUGUGGUCUGUUUAGUUCACCGAUGUGCCGUUGUUUAAAAGGGUUUAAACCGAGAUCACCUCGUGAUUGGGAUUUGUUAGAUGGAUCUGAUGGGUGUGUGAGAAAAGAACCGUUGGAUUGCCUGAACGGAACGGAUGGGUUCUUGAAGAUGACUGCUGCGCAGUUGCCUGACACGUGGAGUUCGUUUGUGGAUCAGAGUUUGGGUUUGGAUGAAUGUAAGGCUAAGUGUUUGAUGAAUUGCUCGUGCACUGCGUAUGCGAAUGCGGAUGUGCGCGCUGGUGGGAGUGGGUGCAUUCUUUGGUUUGGGGACUUUACUGGUCUCGGUGCGUUUCAGUCCGGACAGGAUCUUUAUGUGCGGCUCGCGGCGUCUGAGUUUGCUUCAUCUGGGAAGAAGAAGUCCGUUAAUGGCGUGGUCAUCGUCAUUGUUGUUGUCAUUGCUGUACUUGUACUUUUGACCGCGCUUGCUUGCACGGCUUAUUGUGUUUGCAGGAAGAAGAAGAAGAGAAGAGGAAACGGUACUGGCAUUGACCAUCACAACCAUGAAGAUGAAAUGAAAGAUGAGGAUGUAGAGUUGCCAAUAUUUGAUCUCAGUGUAAUACUUGAAGCCACAGACAACUUUGCACCUGAGAACAAACUUGGACAAGGGGGAUUUGGACCUGUGUAUAAGGGUAAACUGGAGGAUGGACUUGAGAUUGCAGUGAAGAGGCUGUCAAAGGAUUCACUACAAGGAAUCCAAGAGUUUAAGAAUGAAGUGAUGUUGAUCACAAAGCUUCAGCACAGGAAUCUUGUUAGGCUUCUGGGUUGCUGCCUUCAAGUGGAGGAUAGAAUGUUGAUAUAUGAGUACAUGCCUAACAAAAGCUUGGAUGCCUUCUUGUUUGACAAAGAGAAAAGUGCCAGUUUAGAUUGGCAAACCCGGUAUCAAGUUAUUCUAGGGGUUGCUCGGGGGCUUCUAUAUCUUCAUCAAGAAUCAAGAGUUACAAUCAUACACAGAGAUCUCAAAGCUGGGAACAUUCUGCUUGAUGAGACAAUGAAUCCUAAAAUUUCAGAUUUUGGCAUGGCAAGAAUAUUUGGAGGAGAUGACUCUGCAACCAAAACAAGAAAAGUUGUUGGAACAUAUGGAUACAUGGCUCCUGAAUAUGCCAUGGAUGGUGUUUUCUCAGUGAAGUCUGAUGUAUACAGCUAUGGUGUUUUGGUCUUAGAGAUAAUCAGUGGCCAAAAAAACAGAGGAGUUUAUCUCUCCAAUCCAGACCUCUGCCUCCUAGGAAAGGCAUGGGACCUAUGGAAUAAAGGCGAAAUAUUGGAACUAGUUGAUUCAUCAAUUACUUCCGAUUCUUACUCUGUAUCUCAAGUGAUGAGAUGCAUACAAAUGGGGCUGUUGUGUGUGCAAGAAAACCCAAAAGACAGGCCGACAAUGUCAUCAGUGGUUUUCAUGCUAGGCACUAGUAAUGUCGUUUUAGCACAACCUAAACAACCUGGUUUUUUAGCAAAGAGGGGUUCCUAUCUCAGCACGUCUUCAAGCAAUCAAGAACCAAGUCAUGCAACUGAUACCCUCACAAUACUAGAGGGUAGAUAAAAGCUUAUUUGUUAAGUCCUUCGAAAUUUUUGUGUCUGGUUUCGAGUGAGUUGUGUAAAAGUCUAAGCUGAUAGAGAAUACAUGCGUAGCUUAAUGAAUUGUACCAUAAAAAAAAGCACAUUUUAACAAAGAAAACAGCAUCCCCAUUAGACUGAGUCUCCUGCUUAAGUUAAAAUCAAAGGACAUGAUCCAGUGAACAUUUACACUCACCCUCUGUCUCAACAAUCACAUCAGAAAAUAUAUAAUUUGGUUUUUAGUUUGUAACUUUGUACUUAGCACCAAAAAACCAGAGAGGCUUGCUCAAACUCUGAAUCUGUAUGAAAUGAUUUCAGAGCAUGGAAUGUGAUUAUUGACAGGGUUAAGCUUGGAAAUUGCCUUGAAAAGAAUGUGCAAGACUUCACCACACUAAGUCACCAGUGGCUUUCAUGCUAGCCACUAAGUUAGCCUCAACAUUAUAAACAACCGGAUUUUCUGGCAAAGUCAGAAUCUUAUCCAAGUUCAUCUUCAAGAAAUCAAUACCAGGUAAUUGUAAUUCAUGAGACCCUUACAAUGUUUUGUAGGUCCAUUGAAAACAAUGCAACCUAAACAAAGAAAACAACAUUCACAAUAGACUGAGUCUCUUUGAAGAAGAUAGAGUGGAAGGACGUGAUCUAGUGAGCAUCAAUCAAAAUUCUAGCAUCCUGGGUCAAACUGAACAUUUAUAUUCGCAGAAUAUGGUGUCUCGCGCUUACUCUAAGCCAACGGUAUUUAGAGAUAGUAACUCAAUGUCAAGAUCAAAAAGAUAUAUCAUUAAACUCUUAUGUUGGAUUUGGCCCAUUGAAAACAUUAGCAAGUCAAAGAAACGCACUCAUCAGUGAUAAUGGCGGGUUUUAUGACUAAUGGAAAAUUCUCAUGCCAAGCAGCUCAAUUACAGAAGGUCUAAUUGCAGUUUGGAAUAGUCUAUCCACCAAGAUGAUAAGAAUUCAUCCCCUUCCAACCUUCCUGAGUGAAUCAAGCCUCCACAAUCUCAAUGCAGACAUUUUUACAGCUCAUAUUACUCAUUGCUCUGUCCCGCCCUUGUUUCUCAGCUGAUACACUGUUUCCAACCCAACCACUAUUUGAAAGCCAAACUCUGGUCUCCGCCAGUGGAACGUUCACCUUGUGCUUCUUCAGCCCCACAAACGUUCACCUUGGGCUUCUUCAGCCCCACAAACAUCUCUAAGAACCGCUAUGUUGGUAUAUGGUACCACAAUUUGCCAAUACAAACAAUUGUCUGGGUGGCCAACCGCCAACAUCCAAUGGCCCAAUCCUCCACUGGAGUACUAACUCUAUGUACCAAUGGAACACUUAUCAUCACUUCCAUGCAACACAACUCCACAACCAUCCUCUGGUCUUCAGCUCCAACUAGCAUGAUCUUGAACAACCCUGUGGCACAACUCCUUGACGAUGGGAACUUUGUGGUCAGAGAUAAGGACCAAGCCAAUCAUGUUGCAUGGCAGAGCUUUGACCACCCCACAGACACACUCUUCCCCAGAAUGAAGCUGGGUCUGCGACUUAACCACUGGUUUGAACCGCAACUUGACAUCGUGGAAGAGCCCCAACAACCCUUCUCCUGUGGACUACUCCAUCACUAUGGACAUCCGUGGUGACCCACAGCUCGUAUUUCAUGCGGCUCGGUUUGCAACUGGCGGUCGGGUCCAUGGACCGGCCUUUCCUUUUGUAGUAUUCCAGAAAUGGUUUCCUACUCGCGAAUCUGUUUCAACUUCGACUUUGUUAACAACAACAGGGAGGUAUACUACCGCUACUAUAAGUCGAACUGGUCAAUCAUAACCCGGUUGGUUGUGAAAUCAGACCGGAAAAGCUGAGCGUUAUGUCUGGUUGAGCCAGUCCAAGUGGAGCUUGUUCUAGUACACACCAAAGUCGCAAUGCAGCUCACUCGAUUCGUGUGGGCCCAAUGGGAUCUGCUACCCCUUCGGAUCCCCAAUGUGUAGCUGCUUGCAAGGUUUCGAGCCGAGAUCGCCUCGUGAUUGGGCCAUGAUGGAUAUGUCCAGUGGGUGUGUAAGAAAACAGCCAUUGGAUUGGCAGAACAGCACGAAUGGGUUUUUGAAGAUUGUCCGAGCUCGGCUGCCAGACACAUGGAACUCAUUCGUGGAUCAUAGUUUUGGGUUGGAGGAGUGUAGGGCUAAGUGUUUGAUGAAUUGCUUGUGUACUAGAUACGCGAACGCUGACAUGCGCACAGGUGGGAGUGGCUGCAUUCUUUAGUUUGAGGAUUUCAUCGGGCUCGCCAUCUAUUCGACUUCUGGCCAGGAUCUCUACGUACGGGUCUCCAAGACAGAUCUAGGUAACUGAGCUUCUUGUUUUUGUCUCUCUUAAUUCCAACUUGCUGACUUAAUCUAUAACAAAGCAGCAUGCAUCUUUUGCAGGUUCAUCUGGAAGGAAAUCCCAUAGAAAAGGAACAGUGGCCAUCAUCACGGUAAUUCCAGCAACGCUGUUACUUGCUUAAGCUGCUGCUUUCCAGUGUGUGGAUAAAGAGGAAAAGGAUUACAGAUACUAAUAUAUUUGAGGUAAUAGUUUGUACUUGCUCUCUUCUAAAAUUUACCGCAUCUAUAUAUGUUUGUUAGGUCAAGUUCAACAUAAUAAUCAUCAGAGUGAAAUCAGAAAUGAAGAACUAGAGCUUCCAUUAUUUGAUCUAAGCCUUGUACUUGAAGCCACAAACAAUUUUGCACCUGAGAAACAAACUUGGGCAAGGAGGAUUUGGACCCGUCUACAAGGUAAGCUUUUAAAGCAUGAGGCUCAAAUCAACCUAUAAUUUAUAUGAAAUGAUUUCAGGGUAAGCUAGAAGGAGGACUUGAGAUUGCUGUGAAGAGACUGUCCAGGAAUUCACUUCAG